Messenger RNA from Drosophila ficusphila, 3579 nucleotides. It is a transcript of the gene Utx, whose product is annotated as lysine-specific demethylase 6A. Gene Ontology annotation, cellular component: MLL3/4 complex. The transcript has 15 exons. The record is from RefSeq and is a predicted model, not a curated record. Gene Ontology annotation, biological process: regulation of gene expression. NCBI's taxonomy places the organism in Eukaryota, Metazoa, Arthropoda, Insecta, Diptera, Drosophilidae. Gene Ontology annotation, molecular function: RNA polymerase II cis-regulatory region sequence-specific DNA binding; chromatin DNA binding; protein binding. Bases 101 to 3511 code for a protein of 1136 amino acids.
CACUAAAAUAAAAAUAUAAAUAAAAAAGAUUUUAAAAACUACGCUGUAUUUUUGUCAACACUUCUGAUUAUUGGAAGUUUUGAGAACAGUUGCCUCAAAAAUGGGUCAAAUAUCAUUUGAAGAUGAUUGCCUGGUCCGCGAGCUGGAUAGUCGAUACUACGGCUUUUUGGACUUGUCCAGUCCAAAAAACGCGGAUUUAAGGACUCUGGUUCAACAGACUAUAACGAAUCUACAAAAUUACAUUGCCAAUGGGAAAGUUCAAGAAACGCAGAGCACAUGCGAUAAUAAAAAUGCUAUACAAAAGUAUGAGUCCUCAAAUGUAGCAGGUGAACAUAUGGAAAACAAUUCUUCACAAAAUAAUGAAGACAUCAAGCCGUUCGUUAAAGAAACUAACGACAAGGAUGAAAAAACCCAUGACGAACAAUACGUUAAUGCUCUUUGUAAACUUGGUCACCUGCAUCUACUUCUCGGUGAAUACUCUGAAGCUUUAUCCGCAUAUCAAAAGUAUUUACGAUUCCGAGAAAGUAACUACUGGACAAACCAUGCAUUUAUUUAUGGAAUUGGUGUCGCCUAUUUUAAACUUCGGUGCUUUAAAUGGGCCAUCAAAUCAUUUCAGGAGCUUUUAUACUUAAGUCCCAACUUUGCAUGUGCAAAUGAAGUUCAUUUGCGAUUAGGUCUUAUGCUAAAACAUUGCGGGGAAUUCCAAAUUGCCCUGAAACAUUUGCAAUUGGCGCUGCUUUACACAUAUCCUUCGACCUUUUCAGAACUUCAGGUAAAAUUUCAAAUCGCGCACUUGUAUGAAGUUCAAAACAAGCAUAAGGCGGCCAAGGACGGCUAUGAAUUUCUUUUAAAUGAAAAAAACAUCUCAUUAGAACUUAAAGCAGAUGUUUAUAGACAGUUAGGAUGGAUGUACCAUUGCGUAGAAUGCCUAGGCGAAAAAAAGGAACGUGAAGCUAACGCAUUAAACUUUCUACAAAAAUCAAUUGAAGCUGAUCCAAAGAGUGGACAAUCAUUAUACUUACUGGGAAGGUGUUAUGCCGGAAUUAAUAAAGUUCACGAUGCCUUCCUAGCAUACCGCAACUCGGUGGAAAAGAGUGAGGGGAAUGCAGAUACUUGGUGUUCGAUCGGCGUUUUAUAUCAACAACAAAAUCAACCGACGGAUGCCCUUCAAGCUUACAUAUGUGCUGUGCAAUUGGAUAAAGACCAUAAAGCCGCGUGGACCAAUCUGGGAAUACUUUAUGAGAGCUGUGGUCAAUUACGAGAUGCCUAUGCUUGCUAUUUAAAUGCAACCAAACAAAUAUCAUUCCAGAAGUCUUCAUUAUUUCGAAGAAAACAAGCAAUACGCAUGAAAAAGGACACAAUCGGACUGUCGAAAGGUUUGUCUCAGAGAAUAUCGUUUUUAGAGGGCCAGCUCAGCCAAGCACCAUUGCCAAGUAUUACAUCGAAACGCCGCCAACUGUGUUCAAUUGAAGAAGCUUGGAAUCUGCCAAUAUCAUUAGAAAUGAACUCUCGCCAACAACAAACAGCGCAGAUGCUACCAAGACAAAUUUCAAAACAAAGUCCAAUACAGGGCCCUCCGCCACCUUAUCCGCACAGCCAACUCAGCCAAAGCCCAAUACCUGCGAAACGUAUUAAGGAAGAUGGCUCAAGCCAGCAAGAAAUAAUUCAAAACAAUGUUCAACUAUCUUCACAACUGCAUCCAAACCUAAUAAACAUUUCAGAUUCUUUAAACCAACGCAAUUUCAACGCCAUGCCGGAAGGUAACAAGACUUCGGAACAGAGUGUUGUAGACACUUUUGAUGACAUCUCGAAUGAUAUUUAUAAACAAAGUGAAACUAUUAAACUUGAACGCUUAAGCCAUGAUGCGUUGAGUAACAGUGAAGACUCACGGCACAAUGAUUAUAAUGGAGGUGGCGCCUCCGAAUUGUCGACCACGUUCAAAAUACAAAUGGACUCAAAACAGUUGAUGGCAGCUGUAAAGCUGCUGCCGAUCGACGAACCGCCUGUUCACUGCACUGUGCUGCAAGUGAAUGCGCCCCCGCCAUCUCCGCCCGAUUGCCCACCGCAGAAACUCACGAGGGAUCAGCUGCUGCCUCCCACUCCCUCGGUUCAUUUAGAAAAUAAGAAGAACGCGUUCAGCCCCCAGUUGCAGGAGUUUUGCCUGAAACACCCGAUUGCCGUUGUACGCGGUUUGGCGGGCGCCCUAAAACUAGAUCUCGGUCUCUUUUCGACCAAAACGCUGGUGGAAGCCAAUCCCGAUCAUAGUGUUGAGGUGCGGACGCAGGUCCAUCAGUCGCCCGAUGAAAAUUGGGACACUUCGCAGGGCAAGCGAGUUUGGGCCUGUAUUUCCCAUCGGUCUCACACCACAAUAGCCAAAUAUGCCCAAUAUCAGGCAUCAAGUUUUCAAGACAGCCUUAAGCUUAUUUUACCGCAGGAUGAAAGUGACAAGGUCUUUCCGGGCUCACAGGUGAUGUCGGACUCGGACUCAAAGGACUCGGUUUCAAAUUCGAAUAUUAAUUUAAAGCGUAAGAAACACAAAAUAAACAGCAAAAUGUUAAGAUUCGGAACCAACGUUGACCUCUCCGAUGAAAAGAAAUGGAAGCCACAAUUAACAGAGCUACAAAAACUGCCAGCUUUUGCACGAGUUAUUUCCGCUGCCAAUAUGCUUUCUCACGUGGGCCACGUUAUUUUGGGCAUGAACACCGUUCAGCUUUAUAUGAAAGUGCCCGGAAGUAGGACGCCUGGCCAUCAAGAGAACAAUAACUUCUGCUCAAUCAAUAUCAAUAUCGGUCCAGGGGACUGUGAAUGGUUUGCCGUCCCAGAUGCCUACUGGGGCGGAGUGCACAACCUGUGUGAGAAGAACAACAUCAGCUAUCUACACGGUUCGUGGUGGCCAGUCCUGGAGGAUUUAUACAAAGAGAAUAUUCCAGUGUACAGGUUUAUUCAAAAACCCGGCGACUUGGUUUGGGUGAAUGCUGGAUGCGUACACUGGGUGCAGUCGGUAGGAUGGUGCAACAAUAUUGCGUGGAACGUCGGUCCAUUGACUGCCCGUCAGUAUUCUCUUGCCAUCGAGCGAUACGAGUGGAAUAAAGUGCAAGCAUUCAAAAGCAUUGUUCCAAUGGUUCAUUUAAGUUGGAACCUUGCUAGAAAUAUUAAAGUAUCCGAUACCAAACUUUUCGAACUGAUCAAGAUGUGUUUAUUGCAAACAUUAAAAAAUGUGUUGCAUAUACAAGAGUAUGUUAAAUCGAAAGGCGUGGAGAUACGUUUUAAUGGCCGCGGAAAGAAUGAGGCCUCCCGCUAUUGCGGACAAUGCGAGGUUGAGGUAUUUAAUGUGCUCUUUAUUAAGGAGCAAGAAAAACGACAUGUUGUUCACUGCCUAUCGUGCGCCCUGAAACUGUCUCCGUCGCUCCAGGGGAUUGUUUGCCUGGAAGAGUAUCAUUUGUCGGAGCUGCAGCGCGUGUACGAUUCGUUCACUUUACACAGAACCCAAGGACUAGCAUACACUCAGUAGUUGUAAUACAAGAAAUCAUUUUUAAUAAUGCAGAUUUAAUAUAUGUAUAUUUUACAACGUAAAACCUA